AUGUCGAAAGCCCCGGUAGAAGAUAGAGUGAAGAAAGUGCACUGGUCACCGUUAGGUGUCGCCGUGGAUGGGAGGUGUUGUUUAGCGGUGUUGACGAGAGCGAAUCGAGUGGUCGUGCACGCGGCGAGUAAUCGAACGGCGUUCACGUCGGCGAGCGUGACAUCAUCGGCGUAUUUAAGUUCAGCGGAAAAGUGGCCUUUGAUUCAAGACGUAUCGGAAGAGUUAGCGACUUUAUAUAACGAGAUACAAUGGAAACCGUUACCAUUUUCGAAAGAGGACGGCGACGAGAACGAGGAUUCAAAAACAUGCUGGAGAGACGCAGAAAAAGACGACGCCUGGAAAUCGAUAAACUGCUUUGCCGCGCCGGGUCCUCCAAAAGUCAGCGCCGAUCUCAACGACACGAAUAUUAGAAACGAGAAAGAUGAUAAAAACGAGAAGAAUGACACGAGCGAUGUCUUAAUGUUACCUCAAAGCGAAGGUAAAGAAAACGCGGACGUUAAGAAAGAUGUCAAAUUAGGAUUAGCGCGCGUUGGACAAUUGCGAAAAGGUUCGCGAUGUGAAGUGAAAAGAGAUUCACUCUCCUCGCCAUGGUUCACGUGCACUGUACUAGCCGCGGAAACGGAUAUGUUUCAUAGGGUGCGCGUUCAAUACGACCGAAAAGGAAUGGAUAACGAAUGGCUCGUCGUCUCCAACGUUGAUAAUUUAGGUGAUGAAUGUGUACCGUGCGGGAGCACGACCAAUGCCGAGCGCUCCCAGAUGAAAGUGAAACGAUGGAUCCGCCCGGCUGCCGCAGCGACUGAAAAUGAAGUCAACAUUUCCACUUGUCCGCGCGGUAUCGUGAUAGAAACAUAUAUAGGACACUGUUGGCAACUCGUAGAAGUUGUUCAAAAUGCUAGAAUUCGAUUCCAAGCCAACGGUUCGGCGCAUUCUGUCGUUUCGAGCGAAUGUGAAUUUAGAAAAGUUCGAAAAUGGAAAGGCUCGAAUGUAGAAAAAGCCGACGACGGAUGGGAAAUCAUAGAAGACUUGAAAAAUAUUAGCUUGCCCGCACAGCAAUUAGAGGAAGAAGGAAAAGAAGAAGACAAAGAGAAAGGAAAAGAUGAUCAAGACGCAAAGUCGCAUCAGAAGGAGAAGGAACGAGAUGGAGUAGCAGUGGCUGCUGCUGCGCCCGCCUUGGCAAAGAAAAAACCGGAAGCGAAGAAAGCGCCACCACGAAAAGCAGAGAAGAAAACUCCGGCGACAAAGAAAAGAAAAGCAGCUGAUGGUAAAGUGAAGAGCGCGAAAGAUGACAGCGACUUUGAAGAAAUAGACGAAGACGAUGACGAUGAUUUCGAUGUUAAAAAAGAGAAGAAGAAGCAUGCGAAGAAACCUCGCAAGGCGGGCGCAGCCGUUCAAAAGAGAGUUGCCAAAAAGGCGAAGAAGGCGGACGAAGAAGCACACGAUUACUCUACAAUUACAGACACGCAUCCAAACGGACUGCCAAAUGCGACAAAAGUCUCCUUUACAUCGUGCUCGUGGUCUCCGUCGUUUAAAGACGGAACGCUAGAAUCCAUAUUAACGAUAGGAACCAAGAAUGGUGAAUUGGUAUUUUUUCGCGUCGGAACGAAAAGAGAUGAUGAGAUUGAAGAGCCGUUAUGCCAGUUACUCGGUGUCGUUCGUGCAUUUUCGACCCCGGGUGUCUGGGUAUCCGCUGUGACUUGGAUGCCGAUGAAGGAUCGAGACACCGGCGAUAAGUUGUGGACGUGCGUGGCGGGAAGUUCAAGCGGCGAGGCGAAACUCUUUCUCUGUGACCCCAAGCUUUUGUGCAAUCGAACGCUCAAAGUAAAAGUUCCUGAAGAUUGGAUCGUCCCCACCUCACACUUUGGCUUGCAAGAAACGCUCAUCUUGAAUGCGGACGAGGUCCCGAUCACCUCGGUGAAAUGUUUUCGCGACCAACACGUCGAUGGACGACGUGGUUUAUGUGAAGGCAAUGACGUAAAAGUAAUCGCUCUCGGUAAAGCGUCCGGAGAGGUGCUCGUAUUUCGUUCUGAUAAUAUUUCCUCGCGAAUUCGAAUGUUCAGCGAGUCUGUGCACGACAUUGCUUUCCAAAGAUGUGAUCUCGGCCUCCGCGUUGCCAUUUGUGCGGAGUCUGGAAGACGGGCAGAUAUUCUUUUGCAAUCGAAGAAGAAGAGAAAUCAAGGACAAACUUCAAACUUCAUUCGAUUUGACUUUUCGGACGUUUUGAAUAAAGAUUUCCACACGAGCUCUGACGUAUCCGCAUGGGAACGGAGCACACGCUCGGGUGGCAUGUGCGCAUCGCCGAAUAGUUUUCUAAUCGCGAGAACGUUCGAAAAGUACGAUUACACGCGUUUACCGUCUCUGCAGAAGAUGCAAAAGAUUAAAGGAAAGCGAGGUAUUUUGACGUUUCAUGGCGCUUCCGCUGUCGACGGUGACGUGGUGACAAAGAAAAUCUUCUCACUCGCGAAUGAAUUUGAAGGACAAUCCUUGUGGGAUUGCGUUGAAUUAUGUUCGCGCUCGAAAACCUAUUGGAAUGCCGUCGCAAAAUGGUCAAGUCAGGAAAUGAUGAAUAAGAAGAGUUCUGCAUCGCAACAGAAGAAGUACACUCUCGGCGCCGCGUUUGCGAUGGUAUCUGCUUUACUUCGAAAGAAUUUGAGUCGUCAACCGUUGCUUCCCAGAAACUCAAAGAGAUACGAAAAUGACGACGAGAAUAAUAACAACGAGUUGCGAGUGCUCGUACACGUCGACCGACCCGAAAUGGGGUGGGUACCAGAAUCUCAACGUCUCAAACAACGACGAAGAAAUGUAGUGGACGAGGAGGUGCUCUCUUUCGAUUGUCAAGUGUGUGGUCCUGUACGCGAUAAUGACGAUGGAGACAACGGCAACGACGAUAAGAAAGCAUUCUCGUUUCGAGCAGAUUUGCGGUGCGAGACCUGUGGACUUCUGACUCAUGAAUCGGUCGGGAACCACUUUCGAUUAAAGCCUUCCAUGGUUUAA
Bathycoccus prasinos is the source of this 2991-nucleotide messenger RNA. RefSeq lists its product with no specific name. Lineage: Eukaryota; Viridiplantae; Chlorophyta; Mamiellophyceae; Mamiellales; Bathycoccaceae. Gene Ontology annotation, biological process: transcription initiation at RNA polymerase III promoter. Gene Ontology annotation, molecular function: histone acetyltransferase activity. Bases 1 to 2991 code for a protein of 996 amino acids. Gene Ontology annotation, cellular component: transcription factor TFIIIC complex. The transcript has a single exon. The record is from RefSeq and is a predicted model, not a curated record.